CGCGGCGGCGCCGGAAGUCCCGCCCGCGCCGCCCCGAGGGAAGACGGUGAGCCGGAGGAGCCAGUCGGCGCGGCGAGCAGGAGCCGUCCCGCCGGCGACCAGGUUAUGAGGCCAGGUGGCCAGCCCUGACACAGCAACAUCAGCACUUUGUGAAUGAUGGAGACUGAAAAGAAACCCGAGGUGGAGGAGGAUGAAGAUGGGCACGGGAAGGCAGAAUGCGGGAGAGGGACGCCAUCCCAUGUGCACUGCGGGUCUCUCUCUGAGGGGAGAGAGUCCCCCGAGAAUUCCAUGGGCAAAAGGGGCUUUUCAGAAGCGGCCGGCAUGGACAGCGCCGCUGUGGAGGAAGACGGACAGACGCACGCUUCCAAGCGAAUGAGAUUAGCCACGGCAGAGCCUCGGGACUCUGAGGAGCAGGGAGUCGGUGCCCUGGAGGGGGCCCCGGGCCCGGCUGCAGAGCAACUCCCGCUGGGUGAGGGCGAGCCCGGGCCCUUCCCAGACGCCUGUUCUGGUGGGCGCCCGGGCCCUGCCGGUGCCUUGUCCCCUUCCUGUGGUUUCAACUCUGCUGAUGCUGUUCCUCCGCCAGCAGACACUGAACAGAAGUCUGCUGAGGAAACUGGACCCCUUGACCCAGGGGGAGAGCCCCCGGGUCCCCCGAGAGAGGCGAGUGGGGGAUGUGCCACUGGAAACGGAGACCUGGCUCUCACGUGUAGCAUGUGUGGCCAUUUAUUGUCGUCCUGCUGUGACGUGGCCAGGCAUGCAGACUGUCCCGUGCCGCUGCUGAGGGAGCGAGCUUGCUGCCGCUGUGCCCACCUGGGCAGGCAGACUCCUGCACCCCAGAACACCUUUGCUUGUGACCUGUGUGGCUUUCAGUGUGUGGAAGAAAACCGACUGAACGCACACUACCUUGGCAAAACACAUCUCCGGCGCCAGAAGCUUGCUGCCCGGGGAGGAUUUGUGCAAAUCUUAACGAAACAGCCGUUUCCUAAAAAAACCUGUGCCACAGGGACAAAAACUGUUCGCACAAAGCCAAGAGCUUUGAAACCACUGGCAAAGAGUGGAGAGUCAGAAGCUUUGCCCAGUGGAGACCUGGGGGGAAGCCUGCGGGCACCCGGCGGAGGGGGGGGCCAGCAGCUUGUGGACACAGAGCCAGCACAGAGCGCUUUGUCAGACAAGGCCGAGCUUGCUGGGGAAGCCCUCACUCCCCCUGGUGUGGCCCCAGACCCUAAAAACCACAGCACAAACUCAGGCGCUUUCGCAACUGAGGGUCUUUCGGCCGAUGCGGAGCCCAGAACAAGCCCCACGCAGGCCGCUCCCAGUCUUGGCUCCAGCCCACGACCGAGGCCCGAGCGCAGCCUUCUCACGCUGGGGAGCAGGGUCCGGCGGCGGAGUGGCACCUUCACCCUGAAAGCCCAGGCGAAGAAAAGGUUUGGUCUCUUAGGAAUCAGUAAAAGAGGCGCCGGCGAGACUCAGAGGAUGUAUCUGAAACACAUCAGAACACAGGUCAAAGCAAGCGGUGUGCAGCCUGGACCCCCUCCCCCCGACGCAGGUGGCAGCGUCCGCAGUCUGUGCGUGGCCUCGGCCGAGGCCCCGGACCCAAAGCAGGACAAGAGAAGCUCCCAUCUCCUGUGUCCCCUGGACUCUUGGACAGCGAGGCCAGCUUCUGACCACCAGGUGUUGUGCGCUUGUACAGACUGUGGCCAGGUAGCUGUGGACAGGACUGAACUGGACACCCACAUGAAAAGGUGCCAUGCAGGGGAGAUGGCGUUUCCCUGCCAGGCUUGUGGCUUUUCCUGUAUGUCCCAGAGGGACUUGGACGAACAUUUGCACAGUAACCAGCAUCAGCAAACUGCCUCUGUUUUCAGUUGUCAGUGCUGUUCAUUUAUCUCCUUGAAUGAAAUAAAUCUUCGAGACCACAUGAAGGAAAAGCACAGCAUGGGUUUUCUCUGCCUUCCUUGUAACCUGUUUUUCUUGUCUGAGAAAGACGUGGAAGAACACAGGGCUACUGAGGAGCAUCUUCAUUUAUUGGUCCAGACAAAGACUUCUCAAGCACUUGAAAAGGAUUUGGCUUUACAGAAUUCACCUUUGAGUACUUUAGAAUCAGAAAACGCAAAAGAGCCUCUGAGUGGGUCAGGAAAAACAGCUCAGGAGGAGCCUGGGAAGUCCAGGGUAGGCCAGGGAAACGACGCGCGGCAUUCGAGCAAGCCGCAGUUCCAGUGUAAGAAGUGUUUUUAUAAAACAAGGUCGUCCACUGUUCUCACCAGACACAUAAAGCUCCGUCACGGGCAGGACUAUCACUUCCUUUGUAAAGCAUGCAAUCUUUAUUCUUUGAGCAGAGAGGGAAUGGAGAAACACAUUAAGAGGAGCAAGCAUCUUGAAAAUGCCAAGAAAAAUAAUAUUGGCUUAAGUUUUGAAGAAUGCAUUGAAAGGGUAUGGAUUGGUGCAAAUGACAAAAAAGAAGAGCUAAGUACUUCUGGCAGUGGGAGGCUGGGCUGCCCCGGAGGUGGCGUUCCGUCGCAGGAGCGCUCCUGCCCUGAGAAAGGCACGCGCACUAGCAGGGACCUGUCCCAGUCGGGCACGGCCGUCAGAGAUGAGGGAUCGGCCUUGGACCCCGCUCCAAAGAGAGGCAGACCUAAGGGCAGUAUGUCACGAACAUGUUCGCAUUGCGGUCUCCUGGCCUCCAGCAUCACAAACUUGACUGUACACAUUAGACGGAAGCACAGUCACCAAUACAGUUACCUGUGCAAAGUGUGUAAGUAUUACACCGUAACCAAAGGAGAUAUGGAGCGUCACUGCGCCACCAAGAAACAUAAAGGCCGCGUAGAAGUCGAGGCAAGUGGGAAACAGAGUUCAGAUAUCAUUGUUGGCCCUGAGGUGGGGAAGCUGGAGGCCUGGAGCAAGAAUGCCAGUUCUGCAGUGGCUGUUUCAGAUGAACUUGCCGACCAGGCAGCCGCGCCAGACCCCUCCCUUUCAGAGAAGCCAGCGGGAGAGCAAGGGGCUUCAGCUGAAGUCGAGGUUGGAAAUGUGUUUCGUUCUGUUGACGGGGGUGCCCAUAGUCCUGCCGCUGAUCAAAAGGAGCAGACACCGCUGGAGCCAGAGGACCUUCCCCAGCACGAGGAAGCGUGUGCCCAGAGAGACGUUGGGGGCACAGGUGAUAAUAAGUGCAUACACUGUGACUUUAACACCCACUCGUGUGCUUCCCUGGAACUGCACAUAAAGCGCAAGCACACGAAGGAGUUUGCGUUUUACUGCAUGGCCUGUGACUACUAUGCUGUGACUCGUCGAGAGAUGAUGAGACAUGCGGCCACAGAGAAGCAUAAGCUGAAGAGGCAUGCCUACCUGGACUCUUCCAGCAGCGAGGCCGCCCCCGCAGACAUGGCCAGCAGCAUUCUCCCGCCCGAACUGCAUCAUCACCACCACUGUGAGGACGUCCAAGUGAUUCCAGAGCAACAGCCAGAGACUCUCAAACCUGGCCCUACUGCAAAUCCUUCUGUGUCAGAGGAGAAUGAUAAUUCCGACGCGCCCGCUGUUCUCUGUGCUUCUCUCUCUGCAGAAGUGGUGACUCCAGGAGAAUCUAACCUUAGUGAAGACCAGCCCUUCUGUGAAACCCUCCCGCAGCCCCUGGUCAGAGAUAAAAUGACCAGCUCCGGGGAGAUGCUGUCUCUCCAGACUUCCUCCGAUCUUGGCUCCUCAGGCCAACUUCAGAAUGAAAACCCAGGAGGUUCAGCUCUGGAUUUUGAGACCGCAAAGAGAAGCCACCAUGCGUCAGAUGGCACUGAUGAGCUUGCCGUGCAUUGUGAAGCUGAUGGGGCAGGUCUGGGGGAUGGUGGAGACACGGCCGCUCGGAAGCAUAACUCUGCUGGGGUUCCGGAGGGGGGCCCUUCGGCCGGAGGCACCAGCCCCCCUGCCGUGAGGGCUGCAGUCGGAGAGUUGUGCCUGCAGAGCGACGAUCAGAACAGAGUUGGGCCUGUUCAAAGUUCAGAGGAUUUGAAGAACACGCAAGAGAACCCUGCCCUAGAAAAUAAGGAGAUGCUCACGAAUUCACAGCGGGAAAAUAAAGUGGUUUUUGAGGAGGAUGGCCCUGCUUCUGACAGCAGGCUAGCAAGUGGUGAUGUUUAUGAAACCAUAAUCAGUAUUGAUGAGAAAGGCCAGACCAUGUAUGGCUUUGGCCGGUUUGAUUCUUCCAUCAUCAGAAUAAAGAGCCCUGAAGAUGGUGAACUGGUGGUCCAGCCUGAGGAGGGCCUGCUAGCAGCAGGAGUGAGAGUCAGUGAGCUCCCUUUCAAGGACUGUGCCCAGGGUCUGAAGAAGAAGAAGCCUGAAGGCAGCUCUUUUGGUGAAUCCACGCGCAUUCGCUGUGAUGACUGCGGCUUCCUCGCAGACGGCCUGAGCGGCCUGAACGUUCACAUUGCCAUGAAGCACCCCACCAAAGAGAAGCACUUCCACUGUCUGCUCUGCGGCAAGUCCUUCUACACCGAGAGCAACCUCCACCAGCACCUGGCCAGCGCGGGCCACCUGCGGAACGAGCAGGCCAGUGUGGAAGAGCUCCCGGAGGGCGGGGCCACCUUCAAGUGUGUCAAGUGCACGGAGCCCUUCGACUCCGAGCAGAGUCUGUUCCUGCACAUCAAAGGGCAGCACGAGGAGUUGCUGCGCGAGGUGAACAAGUACAUCGUGGAGGACACCGAGCAGAUCAACCGGGAGAGAGAGGAGAACCAGGGCAACGUCUGCAAGUACUGCGGGAAGAUGUGUCGCAGCAGCAACUCCAUGGCCUUCCUCGCGCACAUCCGCACUCACACAGGAUCAAAACCGUUCAAGUGCAAGAUAUGCCAUUUCGCGACAGCUCAGCUUGGCGACGCCAGGAACCAUGUCAAGAGGCACCUUGGGAUGAGGGAGUACAAGUGUCAUGUCUGUGGAGUUGCUUUUGUAAUGAAGAAGCAUCUGAACACUCAUCUACUCGGCAAACAUGGAGUGGGCACCCCCAAGGAAAGGAAAUUUACAUGCCACUUAUGUGACCGAAGCUUCACCGAGAAGUGGGCCCUGAACAACCACAUGAAACUGCACACGGGAGAGAAGCCGUUCAAGUGCACGUGGCCCACGUGCCACUACUCCUUCCUCACGGCCUCGGCCAUGAAGGACCACUACAGGACCCACACAGGCGAGAAGUCGUUCCUGUGUGACCUGUGCGGCUUUGCGGGCGGGACCCGGCACGCCCUCACCAAGCACCGGCGGCAACACACAGGGGAAAAGCCUUUCAAAUGUGACGAGUGCAACUUCGCCUCCACCACGCAGUCGCACCUGACGCGGCACAAGCGCGUGCACACGGGGGAGAAGCCGUACCGCUGCCCGUGGUGCGACUACAGGUCCAACUGUGCCGAGAACAUCCGCAAGCACAUUCUGCACACGGGCAAGCAUGAGGGCGUCAGGAUGUACAACUGCCCCAAGUGCGACUACGGCACCAACGUCCCCGUGGAGUUCCGCAACCACCUGAAGGAGCAGCACCCCGACAUCGAGAACCCUGACCUGGCCUACCUGCACGCAGGCAUCGUGUCCAAGUCCUACGAGUGCCGGCUCAAGGGCCAGGGCGCCACCUUCGUGGAGACGGACAGCCCCUUCACAGCGGCCGCGCUGGCCGACGAGGCCGCGGCCGGGAGCAGCCGGAGGCCGGCGGCGGCCGAGGAGGUGCAGCAGCUGAUCAUCAUCCAGGGCUACGACGGCGAGUUCGCCCUGGACGCGUCGGCGGAGGACACGGCGGCCGCCACGCUGCAGACGCUGGCGCUGGCCGGCCAGGUGGCGCGCGUCGUGCACGUCACGGAGGACGGGCAGGUGAUCGCCGGCGGCCAGGGCGGCCCGCACGGGGGCGGCGGGGCGGCCGGGGCCCUGGACGGCGGGGUCACGCAGGUGGUGGUGGUGGGCAGCGCGGUGGAGGGGCCCGAGGGGGCCGCGCCCCUGAGCCCUGGCGGCGCCGGCGGGCGGCAGGCGGGCAAGCCGGAGCCCGGGGAGCUGGCGCCCGCCGACCCGGCCUCGGCCCUGGACGCACUGCUGUGCGCCGUCACUGAGCUGGGCGGCGCCGAGGACAAGGGCCCGCCGGGCCCCAAGGACGUGCUGCAGCUGCUGCCCGGGCUGGACGCGGCCCCCGGCCCACAGGACGGCCCGGCCGAGCCCCCGGAGGGGCUGAGCCCGCCCCCCGCGCCCCAGGGCCGCGCGCAGGCGCUCCGGAAGGUGGUGCAGGGCGUGCUGCAGCUGGCCGUGUGCGGGGACGCGGCCAAGGAGGGCGUGACGCAGGUCAUCCUUAACCCCGAGGGCGCCGUGCACAUGGUGGCGCGGGACGGGCCCCACAUCAUCGUGCAGGGGGGCCCCGCACACCCCCACGCCGGCCUGGCUGCCGCCGACGGCGAGAUCUCGCAGAUCAUCGUCACGGAGGAGCUGGUGCAGGCUGUGGUGCGGGAGGCAGGCGGCGGCUUCCCCGACGGCCCCACCCACUACAUCGUCACCGAGCUGCCCCCCGGGGCGCAGGACCCCGUGUUCUCGCACACCGUCAUCGAGGCGGCCGACUCGCAGGAGCUGCUGCAGGCCGGCGUGGCCCCCGGCGCAGAGCCGCUGACCAGCAUGGUCAUCUACACGCAGGACGGCGCCCCCGCGGCCACCGUGAUCCAGAGCCAAAGAGACGGCAGCGAGGCCCAGGAGGCCUGAGCGCGGCCCGCGGGGCUGCCCCAGCAGGGACACCACGCUGCCCGGGGUCGCCCAGGGCGGGGCGGCUCCUCCCGCGGUGCCCGGCCAGCACGGCGGCGACACGCCCGCCUCCCGGUCCUGUGCCCUGCGGGGCACCCCAGGCCCCGCGGUGGGUCGCGUCACCCGUCAGCGCCCGCCCGGCCAUGGAGGCCCUGGUGUGUGGCGCCCCCCGCCGGCCCCCCCUCCCUCGCCCGCUGCUCCUGCGGCCUCUGGCCUGCGUCCCUCCUGCAGGCCCGGCCCGUGGCAGCCGCGCCCGUGAGGCGGCCUGGACCGCUGGCCUUGCCGAUGCCCAGGGUCCCCACGCCACGGCCCCCCCCCCCAGGUGUAAGAUGACCCGCCCCACACGCAAAGGUUGUUUUGUUGGUUUCUUUCCUUUGAAAUAAAAUUACAGAA
Molecule: messenger RNA, 7116 nt
Organism: Sorex araneus (European shrew)
Lineage: Eukaryota; Metazoa; Chordata; Mammalia; Eulipotyphla; Soricidae
Gene: ZNF407
Product: zinc finger protein 407
Exons: 9
Coding region: 154-6684 (2176 amino acids)
Biological process (GO): regulation of gene expression
Cellular component (GO): nucleus
Molecular function (GO): nucleic acid binding; zinc ion binding
Source: RefSeq, a predicted model, not a curated record